This is a messenger RNA of Corythoichthys intestinalis (scribbled pipefish), 2384 nucleotides long. Its product is annotated as gastrula zinc finger protein XlCGF53.1. NCBI's taxonomy places the organism in Eukaryota, Metazoa, Chordata, Actinopteri, Syngnathiformes, Syngnathidae. The transcript is spliced from 4 exons. Gene Ontology annotation, biological process: regulation of transcription by RNA polymerase II. The record is from RefSeq and is a predicted model, not a curated record. Gene Ontology annotation, molecular function: DNA-binding transcription factor activity, RNA polymerase II-specific; RNA polymerase II cis-regulatory region sequence-specific DNA binding. The coding region runs from base 350 to 1933 and encodes 527 amino acids.
GGAAGCCCAGCUUGUCAUAAUUUGAUUCUCUGAACGUGUGUUUACAUACUUUAGUUGCCCCAAUGAGGUUGUUAAAUGGGGAGAUUUUGUGAGCGUGCCUUUAUAUUAUAUGAAAAACACGAAUGCAGCUAUAUGUAGGUCGAUAAAUUCUUUUAUUUUGCAUAAACUUGCUAAGAUCGGAAAACCAAGUAUCCGCACAGCAGCUACGUUGACAGCAAGUGGAAUUCAUUCAAUAAGCGGGUUUUUAAAUGUAGUUACAAAUAGACGCUGCGUUAUUUAAGAUCGUAGUUGCCCCAUGCAUUUUAAGUUUGUUUCAAUAUCUUCAUAAAACUUAGGCGCAAUUGUAAUUAUGUCAGAAUUGGAUCCCCUCAUUGUUACCUUCCAGGCUCAGCUCUUAGACGUGAUGGAGAGUGUAUUGAAGACCGCUAUGUAUAAGGUCACACAACUGGUAGAACACGGCUUUUUAGAAGAAGUGAAACGCAGGAACCAGGAGUUGGAGACCCUGAGAAUGAAGUUGGAAUACGCUGAGAUCAGAUUAAAGGAUCAUGGUGAGAUUGAAAGAAAAGCAGAUGGCGCGUUUGUUGAUAUUGAAAGUGAUGACGAUGGCAACACUUCAGAAGAAAGGCUUGUGGAACUGCACAGUGAUGUUUUCAUGUCCUGUGGUGGAAAAAUGAAAAGCGACUCUACUGAAAGAUUGAUCGGCAGCCAACUAUGUGAAAGUGAAUCAGAAGCAGAGGAACCCCCAGCCAUUCUCACCUCAGAAAAGGAGGAAACACAUACAGAAGAACAUGUUGACGUGAUGCUGACUGUCGAUGUGAAGGAAGAAGUCCAUGAAGAAUCUGAUUCACGCAGUGAAAAUAUGAGGCUGGAGGCAUAUGCAGGUGAUGACCAGGAAACCACCAAAAACGAAGUGCUAUCUAAGAAUGGCAUACAGACGGACCUGCAGAUAUCAAAUGUUUGCAACAUUCCUGAACGGCUGGACACCACAGACACAACUAUAGAUCUGCUGGUGAAACCACACACUGGCCGGACAGCCAUCACAUCUCCUCAUCACAGAGUUGGAUCUGACAGGGAGUGUGAUAGAGCCAAACCCAAUUGUCCAAAUCAGCUGGUAGACUCUAUUAUAGAAGAUGGAAGGAGCAGAGAUCAGAUUUGUCCCUCGAAAUCCUCCGCUAUACAAAGGCUCCAAAAUCCCGACUCACUUAGUGUUCCAAUUAAGCAGGAAGUUUUCAUGACCUCAGAUGAUUGUGUUGAGAACCAGCAAGUGAACAAGAAGCCUUCAACAAAGUCAGUUUUCCCAUGUGCAGAAAAGCAAAUUUCAAAAUCUCAUGAAACUCUAAUGCCAGAAGAACUGAUGCUACAUUCUAAAGAUACCACGUCUGAUCGACUGGUGACUCCUAUUAAACACCUCAGCAGCACCUUGAAAAAGCCACCUUACACACUGUCAAACAGCACUUCAAGUUUGCCUAAAACACAAUCGCAGGCUUCAAACUUGGAUCCCAUAAACAGAAAUCCCUCCACAUCAAAGGCUACGCCCCAUACUGCACGUUCAGUCCAGCGAGAUCACAUAGCAAACAAAUUAAAUGCCACUCUGUGGCCUAACAACAAAUCACAAUCAACGUCUGCAAACUCUCAUCAUUCUUAUCUUUUAUCCAAUCCGAAUUGGCAACCUGUUUUCAGGCAUUCCCUGCGCUGUGGCCAGUGUGGGAAAUGUUUCCCUCACCCUAGCAACCUUAAGGCGCACCUGCAAACUCAUACAGGUGAGAGACCUUUCUGCUGCUCUUUGUGUGGUCGCAGCUUCACCAAACUGAGCAACCUCAAAGCCCACUGUAGAGUCCAUACUGGAGAACGACCGUACUGCUGCUUGGCUUGCGGUAAAAGGUUCACGCAGAAAUGUAACCUGAAACGGCAUCAGAGGAUACAUGUUGACUAAUGAUGGACAUACAGCAGUCUUGAAGUUACAGUUUAUGGGUGCAAGAUAUACUUCUAGUUUGUCUUUAAAAGACAGGACAAAAUAUGUUUUUAAAUGUGUAGCAAAAUAUAGACCAAAUACUUGUAACGUGCAUACUCCAAUAUAAUGUAUGUUCUAUAUGGUACAGUUUUCACAAAAUUUAUAAGACCUCCUGUUGUAAAGAGGCUAUUAGUAUCCAUUAUCUAAUAUGAUGUGCUGAAAUGUGGACUUUUUCAGUAGAAACACUGGUGGAUUACCUGGGCCUUCAGUUGGAAUUUACCUGACUUAAUCCAACUUUUGAUGUAAACAUGAUCAUGACACAAUUACCUGUAAUGUGCAAAACGUGUUAAAUCAGGGAUGGGACCAUACUCGCUAGACAGAUUCACUGUAAGAAUCUUACAAAUCUUUCUACCAUUAAAGCUGUUAGACUAUG